This is a messenger RNA of Annulohypoxylon maeteangense, 900 nucleotides long. RefSeq names its product ARP23 complex 20 kDa subunit. The record is from RefSeq and is a predicted model, not a curated record. The coding region runs from base 125 to 634 and encodes 169 amino acids. Gene Ontology annotation, cellular component: Arp2/3 protein complex; actin cytoskeleton. Gene Ontology annotation, molecular function: actin filament binding. NCBI's taxonomy places the organism in Eukaryota, Fungi, Ascomycota, Sordariomycetes, Xylariales, Hypoxylaceae. Gene Ontology annotation, biological process: Arp2/3 complex-mediated actin nucleation; actin filament polymerization. The transcript has 5 exons.
AUACCUGUUACAUACAAACGUAAUUGCAAGGACCAGCGUCUUGCUGGCGAUUGCUUCACCCCACAUCACUCCUGAAAGACAAGACACAAGUUUAGGACUUCCAACUGCCUAAGGGCUUCACAUCAUGUCCCAAUCUCUCCGCCCGUAUCUCCAAUGUGUGCGGAGCACCCUCACGGCCGCCCUCUGUCUUUCCAACUUCGCCUCCCAGACUUCCGAACGCCACAAUGUCCCCGAAAUCGAAGCCCAAACAUCCCCCGAGGUUCUACUCAAUCCAUUAAUCAUCGCACGUAACGAGAACGAGAAGGUCCUCAUCGAGCCAAGCGUCAACAGUGUGAGAAUAAGCAUCAAGAUCAAGCAGGCAGACGAGAUCGAGAAUAUCCUAGUUCACAAGUUUACCCGUUUCCUCACCCAACGAGCCGAGGCCUUCUUCAUCCUUAGGAGAAAGCCAAUUAAGGGCUAUGAUAUUUCAUUCUUAAUAACAAAUUUCCAUACCGAGGAGAUGUUGAAGCACAAACUGGUAGACUUCAUUAUCCAGUUUAUGGAGGAAGUCGACAAGGAAAUUUCGGAGAUGAAGUUGUUUUUGAAUGCCCGAGCAAGAUUUGUAGCCGAAUCCUUCCUAACACCUUUUGAUUAAGCAAAACAUCUGGAUGGGGGACUCCAGUUUAUGCCCACUGAUAUCGAGGUCAUGACAAGGCGCCGAUGGAUUAUUCGACUGGCGUUCAUAAAGAUGCAAGAGUUGAUACACCCAAAUUAUUAGCUGGUGACGCCACACAGAAAAAGAGCGACACUUUAGCAGUACAGAUUUUCUAAACGCAUAAAAUAGCAUCAAUCGAUGGAGAUUAUCUUUCCAUGAAUUCUCAAACCCACUUACCCCUUUUCUAGCCAAUUCCCCAACACGUG